Messenger RNA from Cheilinus undulatus (humphead wrasse), 2796 nucleotides. It is a transcript of the gene pde11al, whose product is annotated as phosphodiesterase 11a, like. The record is from RefSeq and is a predicted model, not a curated record. Gene Ontology annotation, biological process: signal transduction. Lineage: Eukaryota; Metazoa; Chordata; Actinopteri; Labriformes; Labridae. Gene Ontology annotation, molecular function: protein binding; 3',5'-cyclic-nucleotide phosphodiesterase activity. Bases 1 to 2796 code for a protein of 931 amino acids. The transcript has 20 exons.
AUGACAACAUUUGAUUUCUCGGACAUAGAGGCGUUUCUAGAUCUCCAUCCUGAUCUUUUUGAGGAGUAUCUCAUCCGAAAGGCGAAGUGUGAUCAGGUGAGCAGAUGGUUGAAGGAGCACCCGCCGUCCAAAGUCACCACAUCCGAGGAGAAGCGCAGCGCAGCCAGGGAUCCGCUCUGGCCGACUAACCCGGACGGUCUCCGGCGCAGAUCGUCCCAUAUGGAGCUACGACGAAACUUUGCCCGCUCCAAAGCAACCACCACGCACCGGACCUACGAUGAGCAUGUGAGCCUGAGCGAGCACGAGUCCCAGUCCAGCAUGAGGCGCCGUGCGCUCCUGCGUAAAGCCAGCUCCCUGCCUCCGACCACCGCGCACAUCCUGAGCGCGCUGCUAGAAUCCAGGGUCAAUGUGCCCCAGUACGCGUCCAGCGCCAUCGAUUACAAAUACAGGCUGAAGGAAACAAACGAGAGGGAGUUUUUCCUGGAGUUAGUGAAGGAUAUCUCUAAUGAUCUCGACUUAACAAACCUCAGCUACAAGAUCCUGAUAAAUGUGUGCAUCUUGGUGAACGCAGACAGGUGUUCGCUGUUCCUCGUGGAGGGACCCGCGCACAAGAGGACGCUUGUGUCUAAAUUCUUUGAUGUGCACUCUGGCACCACAGUGAGACCAUCUUCCAGCACCCUGAACUCUAACGAGGUGCAGGUUCCGUGGGGGAAAGGUAUCAUUGGAUACGUUGCAGAGCACGGGGAAACUGUGAACAUCCCAAACGCAUAUGAGGACCACCGCUUCAGUGAUGAAAUCGACAAGUUAACAGGCUACAAGACUCAGUCCAUCCUCUGCAUGGCCAUCUGUAACAGCGAUGGGGAAGUGGUUGGUGUUGUACAGGCAAUCAACAAGAAUCCCAUGGGCACACCCUUCACUGAGGAUGAUGAGAAGGUUCUGCAGAUGUAUCUACCAUUCUGUGGAAUAUCUAUCUCCAAUGCCAAGCUGUUUUCAGAGUCCCGCAAGGAGUACGAGAGGAGCAGGGCUCUGCUGGAGGUGGUCAAUGACCUAUUUGAGGAGCAGACUGACCUGGAGAAGAUUGUCAGGAAGAUCAUGCAGCGAGCGCUGACACUGCUGCAGUGUGAACGCUGCUCUGUGCUUCUUCUUGAAGACAUCGACUCACCUGUUGUGAAGUUCUCCAAGACGUUUGAGCUCAUGUCUCCACUGUGCAAUAUGGACCGUGACAUUGGCAUGGAGAAGCUAUCGUGUUCUGAUUGGCUGAUCAAUAACAGCAUUGCUGAGCUGGUGGCUUCCACAGGACUACCCGUCAACAUCAGCGAUGUGUGUCAGGACCCACGCUUUGAUGCUGAGGCUGAUCAGGCGUCAGGCUUUCACAUCAGAUCUGUGUUGUGUGUCCCUAUCUGGAAUAGAACUCACCAGAUAAUCGGUGUUGCACAAAUACUAAACCGCCUUGACAGGAAGACUUUCAGUGAUGCAGAUCAGAGACUGUUUGAGGCAUUUGUGAUAUUCUGUGGCCUUGGAAUUAACAAUACUAUGAUGUACAAUCAAGUUAAGAAGACAUGGGCCAAGCAGUCUGUAGCACUUGAUAUGCUGUCCUAUCAUGCUACCUGCUCCAAGGUGGAAGUUGACAGGCUAAAGGCAGCUAAGAUCCCCCUGAGCAGUGAGUUAGGCAUCGAUGAGUUUCACUUCAAUGACUUUUCUUUGGACAAUGAUGCCAUGAUCACUGCAUCACUCCGGAUGUUUCUGGAACUUGGAGUCGUCCAAAAGUUUAAAAUUGACUAUGAGGUUUUGUGCCGCUGGCUUCUGACUGUGAGGAAGAACUACCGAACUGUGGCGUAUCAUAACUGGAGGCAUGCUUUCAAUGUAUCCCAGUGCAUGUUUGUAAUGAUCACAACAGCCAACUUCCAGGAUGCUCUGUCAGAUGCAGAGAUACUGGCUUUGAUGGUCGGCUGUCUGUGUCAUGACCUAGACCACAGAGGCACUAACAAUGCAUUCCAAGCCAAGACAGGCUCUGCUUUGGCUCUUCUCUACGGGACAUCAGCCACCUUGGAGCAUCAUCACUUUAACCAUGCGGUCAUGAUUCUACAAAGUGAGGGUCACAAUAUCUUUGCAAACCUCUGCUCUGAGGAGUACAGCAACAUGAUGCAACUAUUGAAGCAGGCUAUUCUCUCCACAGACCUUACACUGCACUUUGAGCGCAGAACCAAGUUCUUUGAGUGUGUUCUUUCUGGAGAAUUCAGCUGGACGGAUGAAGGACACAGAGGAGUUCUCAGGUCCAUGCUGAUGACCGCAUGCGAUCUAGGCGCUGUAACUCGUCCUUGGGAGAUCUCAAAACAGGUUGCAGAGCUGGUAACGAGUGAAUUCUUUGAACAAGGUGACAGAGAGAGGUCUGAGCUUAAGUUGACCCCAGCGGCCAUAUUUGAUCGUAACCGCAAAGAUGAACUCCCUGCUCUACAGAUGGAGUGGAUUGAUGGGAUAUGCAAACCCCUUUACCAGGCACUGCUGAAACUCAACAGGAAGCUGCAGCCUAUGGUUGAUCAGAUUUAUGCAAAUCGAAGCAAAUGGCAGGAUAUCUGCUCAUCCUAUCAGGAAGCACGCAGAGCCUCAGUGACCAAUCUGUGUCCUGAAUCAGAAAAUAUGCCCGAACCCCAGAGAGAUAUAGAAAUUAAUGAACAGCAAGACCCUGCAGGUACUUUAAACACCACAUUUGGGUCAAAGUCGAGCUGCAGCCAGGAUCAGAGGUGUAGAACAAACGAAGGUUCUUCUGAUGAUUACAUAUCAUCAGCAAAGAAAUAA